This is a messenger RNA of Carcharodon carcharias (great white shark), 1281 nucleotides long. It is a transcript of the gene uprt, whose product is annotated as uracil phosphoribosyltransferase (FUR1) homolog (S. cerevisiae). Lineage: Eukaryota; Metazoa; Chordata; Chondrichthyes; Lamniformes; Lamnidae. Bases 167 to 910 code for a protein of 247 amino acids. The transcript has 7 exons. The record is from RefSeq and is a predicted model, not a curated record.
CCAGCAGGUGGAGUCCGGAAAUAAGAGGCAGGAUGGACGUGGAUUAAUUUUCUCUCUCCUCCGUCUGUGUCUUUUCUCUUGUUUGAUCUUGCAGGUCCCGGAAUUAUCGCAACCCUCAGUGUCCAGGGGAGGGUGAGUCGGGGUUGGGGGUGGGUCGCUCCUGUCUAUGGAAACUGAUUUCCCCCUUGCCAGCAUCAUGCCCUGCCAAAACGCCCAGCGGCAACUCAGCAACUCCGAGCAAAGCCACUCGUUGCCCAAGCAAGUGAGGUUCGCGGGCAGCGUGGAGCCCGAGACCGUCGCCCCCCAGCUCAAGCUGCUGCCCAUGAACGAUCAGAUCCGAGAGCUGCAGACCAUCAUCAGGGACAAAACAACGAGCAGAGGAGACUUUGUAUUUUGUGCUGAUCGCUUGAUCAGACUGGUUGUCGAAGAAGGACUGAACCAGCUGCCAUACACUGAAUGUACAGUCACAACCCCUACAGGCCAUAAGUACGAUGGAGUGAAGUUUGAGAAGGGAAAUUGUGGUGUUAGUAUUAUGAGAAGUGGAGAAGCAAUGGAGCAAGGUUUGCGUGAUUGUUGUCGGUCAAUACGCAUCGGAAAGAUCCUAAUACAAAGUGAUGAAGAGACACAAAAAGCAAAGGUGUACUAUGCAAAAUUCCCACCUGACAUCUAUCGCAGGAAAGUGCUUCUAAUGUACCCAAUAUUGAGUACAGGCAACACAGUUAUUGAAGCUGUGAAGGUCCUGAUUGAGCAUGGUGUGCAGCCAAACCAUAUAAUCUUACUCAGUCUUUUCUCAACUCCACAUGGUGCAAAAUCUAUUAUAGAAGAAUUCCCCGAGAUCACAAUUUUAGCAACAGAGGUCCAUCCAGUGGCACCCACACACUUUGGACAGAAGUAUUUCGGCACGGACUGAAGCCAAGAUAGAAUCCAAAUUAAACCUUUGAUUGCAUUGCUGUUUUGAUAGAUAAAGACUUAGUUUUAUCUUGGUAGGUGUGUCUUCACUCCACCCCCCCAAUCCCCCCAUCCCCCCAUCCCACCGCCAACCCUUUCUGGGACAAAUUGAAAUGUUAACCAGCUUAAUGUAGACAUCUGGGAGCACGACCUAAGCUACUUGCCUUAAGUUCUUUUCUCCAGUUAUUUUUAUAAAAGGAAGUCAGUUCUGAAUAGCACAUUCCAAUUCCAUCAAAAUUGUUUGCACCGCGCUUGCAUGCGUCCUUAGCACUUAGUCAUUUUAGCAUAUUUAUUGUUUGUAAUUAGAGGCAGUGCCUAAUUGUAACUUAAAAA